Cataglyphis hispanica is the source of this 2858-nucleotide messenger RNA. RefSeq names its product myosuppressin (gene Ms). The record is from RefSeq and is a predicted model, not a curated record. The coding region runs from base 172 to 456 and encodes 94 amino acids. The transcript is spliced from 3 exons. NCBI's taxonomy places the organism in Eukaryota, Metazoa, Arthropoda, Insecta, Hymenoptera, Formicidae.
ACAAGUAAUUCGCGAGUAUAUUCAAGAUUUUUUUAAAUAUGCUUUUUAGAUAUGUAAUUAUCGAGACGAUCUUGAAUUUUUGAUUGAAUAUAAAAAAAGAUUUUAUAUUAUAAAUUCAGCUUUAAGUGAAAAAUUAUUACUAAUUUUGGAGCAAGGAAAAGAAGCCCAAAAAUGAGGAGCUCGACAUUGAUGAUUCUCGUAUCUGUGACAACCAUGGCAGUUUUGACGGGCGAAAUCUUUGCCGCCAUGCCCUUGCAAUGCAAUUCAGGAUUUCUCGAGGAGCUACCACCUAGACUACGUAAAAUCUGUGUCGCUAUUGCUAGAAUAUGGGAUGCCAGGGAGAUGAAUGAUUUUGUCGACAACAGAGAAUAUCGAGAGAACUUACCCCGUUAUGACAGCAGUGUCAAGAGACAAGACGUCGAUCAUGUUUUCUUGCGCUUCGGAAAACGACGUUAAAAAUAAUGGCCUGCUCUGUAUUCGCACAAGCGAUAAACGAUCUCAAGUUCUCUUUCAGUUAUUCGAUCACCCCGUCAUCGAUUCGUAGAACAUUUGCCGAAUGUAAAAAAAAAGAAAGAAUUUACAGUCACUGCGUACGCGCCAAAAGACGAGAUUACCUGAUCCCGUUAUUAACAUUAGCAGCCUUUUUGAUAAUCUUUAUUUUCGUUGUAAACAGCAUUAAGGGAUCAAAUUGGUCUCCUCAAGCGUUCUAGUAUUGAGUCAUCGUGAAAGUAUGUCUUGGAUUUUAAGAGUUUUUUUUUAGUACAAUUUUAUAUCCUUUUUUUGUUCAAUAAAAGUGGUACGUUUAUAGAGGAAUCUUAAUUAAAUGUUUUAUAUUUUAACAUAUUUAUUAAUAGCCAGUAUUCCAUUUUUUGGAACAAAAUUUUUUCUUUAUAUGAAAGAUAAUUGAUUUUUGUAAUAUAAAAAUAAUCUUUUCUUUCUUUUAAAAAUAGGUUUCAGUAUUUAUAAAGUACUUAUAUAUAACACGUUCUAAAAUUUUUAUUUUUUUCGUAAAAUUAGAGAAAUUCACUUCACGAUACUCUUUUAUCAAUCUGAAAUAAAUUUUACAGGCAAACAUGUGUUAAGGCAAAUAUAUCUUAAAAACCGAACGCUAUUUUCACAAAUCUAUAUUAUUUCGCCACGAAUAGAGAAUAUAACUGCAUUACACAAUAAGUGUACUAUUUUAAUCUACACUGUAUCUCGUGAAUGUCUCGAAUUUACUCGUCUAUUAAUUCCAGGGCCUACAUUAACUAGACCUUACAGUUAGAUUAACAUCGCCACUUUUACGAAUGUAGGAACAUUGUGCCGUAUCGAUUUUCGCGCGACUACUAUUUCCAAUUAAUCACUCUCAUCUUCGCGCCGUUUGCCGGAUACAAUGACUCUCUGUAUGAAAGUAAAGGUUAUUGUAUAAAGUUCACACAUUAUUUAUUUUAUAAAUCAAUUAUCCCAUGUUUCGUAAUACGAUCAGUAACACUAGUGGCAAUUAAUUUGAAGAUGAUAUAAUUAAAUUAGGUAUAAAUUAAAUUGAGUUAAUCUCGGAAUAUCAAGCAAUAUUUUAAAUUCACAUACAAGCAUUCAUUUGCCAUUUAAUUUUGUUUAUUCAAUCAAUUUGUUUUUAUAUUUUUCUGUACAAGAUGCAAAAAGUGGAAACAUAGCAUUAUUAGAAAAAAUUGAGAUAAAUCUUUUCUAAGUAAAAAGUAUUCAAAAAAAUCUGUUUAUAACUUUUCAAGAUUCAAUGUAUAAUAUAUCAAAUCUCGAGUAAAAAUUUUUAUUAAAAUAAAUUGUAAAUUAAAAAACUAUAUAUAAUUUAAUAUUUUACAUUAUUUUUAUUAAUGAAUAUUAUUUGUAAAUUUAAUAACGCUAUGCAUUCACUUAUAGCCAUUUUUUGAGAGGCGGCCUUUGUUACAAAAGAUGGUAUUUAUUACAAAAGAAGAUAGGAAAGAUAUGAAGUGUACACAGCAAUUUGAAUAAAUAGAGAUUAAAUAGUGGAAAUAGUGAAAAUAUAUAAGUAUAAAUACCUUGUAUUAUGUGAUCUAGAGUUGAAAUAGAAGUUUUCAUUCAAUCUUUAUCAUCAAUUGUUUAAUUUACAGUUUUACUUGUAUUAAAAUAAGACAUGUACCGAAGCUUCGACUGGUUUCGAAAGACUGCAUUCUUUUCGACAUCUCUUAUAUAUUCGCAUAAUUAUUUAUAUAUGUAUAUUAUCAUGGAUCAAACAGAAAUACGAAGAUGCUAAUGCAUUAACAUAGAUAUAUAAUUAAUAAUGCAUUAGCAUAGAUACAUAAUUAUUCAGAUAGCAAAUUUAUUCUAUAAUUAUAUAACAUUUUAUAUAUAGCUUUCAAUGAAUAUUAAACAUUUUAAUAAAAUAAAAAAAAACGAUCUAUGAAUCUUCUCACACAGCAUUCAUAUGCAAAAAAUUUAGGAAAGACAUAUUUUUGAGAUAUCGAUAUCUUCCGGAUAUCUUCUAAACAUCUUAUAUUUAUGCUUUGUGGGUACAUAAAAUUUCAAAAUAAUAAUGUUCUAAAUGUAAUUAGUUCUAAGCAGAUUUAUAAAAUAUUCUUUUAAAAACUUCUUCUAACACGAGAAUAUUCUAUAAAGAUUCAUAGAUAAUUAUGUAAAAAUAUCCUCAAAAUACUAUAUUUGACGUUAAAUAAAAUAAUCAAAGAAUAUGUUGUGCUAUCAGAGUAAUUAUACAUGUGAAAUAAAUAGUAUAAUUAUUACAACAGGUAUAUACGUAUACAUACACAUCUAUAUAAAGUAAUUCUCUCAGAAUACUUGUUGGUUUUUAUAUUAUAUGUAUAUAAUUAUACCAUCCCUCUUCCCAUCUGUUGCGCGAUGAUUAGGGCUUGUUGCGCGUUGAUUAA